AUGGAUAGAAUAUCAAAACUCCACUUUGGUUCACCAGGAAAUUCACUUGAAAUCCGUUUCUUGCGAAAAUGGACACUACAAUUCAGAAAGGACGAGACAUGGUUUAUCGUGAUUGAUGAGCAUGGAGAUACAAUUCAGCUACUUGCACAAAAGACAAAUCAAGGAUCCACAGAAACUUCAUUACUACUCUCUCGAUGUUAUCGUAUUAAGGACUAUACAUGCACUGAGCCAGAUAAAUAUCAAAAGGUCUUAGAUCACCUAGUACACAUGAAUAUUGGUGAAGCAUCAAUAAUUGAGGAAAUUCCAAACCACAAUGCACUUCCACUAACAUGGUUCCGCUUCAGUCCAAGAUCACACUUUCAAAUGAUAGCAGACCAAAACUUGGAGCAUCCAGAUUUCAUAGGCGUGCUCAUCAAAAUGAAAGAUCGCGAAAAAAAACAAGGAACCUUUCAUGGUUAUGACUUUAACAGAGGAAAAUGCGGAGGAGAUUACCAUACUCUUAUGGAAGGAAUGCAUAGAUUCGCCAGACAAAUUCAAUCGAAAUGCCCUUACAUCAAACUCUAA
Messenger RNA from Lactuca virosa, 564 nucleotides. The record is from the annotation of a GenBank genome assembly. NCBI's taxonomy places the organism in Eukaryota, Viridiplantae, Streptophyta, Magnoliopsida, Asterales, Asteraceae.